Pocillopora meandrina is the source of this 681-nucleotide messenger RNA. The record is from the annotation of a GenBank genome assembly. Lineage: Eukaryota; Metazoa; Cnidaria; Anthozoa; Scleractinia; Pocilloporidae.
AUGAGUUUCCCCAAACAGAACUAUAGUCGUGCGGUCUUGAAGCCAGGCAAAGAAGAGGUAUACUUGUCGCCAGAUUUUGAGGCAAAACUACUUCUUGAAAACGUUACUUUUCGAGGGUUACAUGAUUGUGCUCUUUCAGUUAGUGCAGAAAGGAAUGUUAGUGGACUGAUUUCGGUGAAAAACUGCAGGUUUCGUAACAACACUCAGUUUGUGAAUCGACUAGAUGAAAGAGCAAUUGUCCAAAUUGAGUUUACGAAUGUCGAUCCACCCCAAUGUCCGCAUAAAAGAAAAGGAAACAAAAGUGAGGAACUAAUGUGGAACAAGGCAUUUGAGUUGCCGGUAAUAUUUGAAGAUACUCGAUUCGAAAACAUCGCUGGUAUCGCUGGAACUUUGAACUUGUUAAAUGGCAAUGCCACGUUGAAUAACUGCACCUUUAAGAACAACGAAGGAGUAGCCAUGGGAGGUCAAGUGUAUCUGAGGACAGGUUUUGGAAUUCUUAACAUCGUUAACAGUAGUUUCCACCAAACAAAAUCGGCGGAACGUUACCGUGGAUCGAGAACUGGUUGCUUUCUUAAAUCUGAGAGCGCUGGUCAGCUGAAAUUGAACAAUCGUCCUUUACAGCUGAUGACAAUAGGCAAUACGAUCCAAUCUUUGCAGCCACGAAAAGUAGUUCCAUACUGA